CAUCAUAAUUCUAACACAUAAUAUAUCACACCUCAUUUAAUUUAAAUAUGUAGUAGAAACAUAUACAUAUUGGAAGUAGAAGCAUAGGAGACUAGAGAUCCAUUAAGAGAGAAAGAUGGGCCCAACCCAAUCCAUGUCAAAUUCCAAGACACAGCUGUCAAAAUGGUUAGGGUUGUGAUUGUCGUGUUUGAAUAUUUGUGUGGGGUAACCCUAACCAAUCAGCAGUCAACACCAUGUCUCCUUCCUCUUCAGAUAUGCUUCCCACUGACCUUAAUCCCAAACCUAUCACCGCACUCAAGCCACGCGCCGCCUCCACCAACACUAAAGAUCGUCACACCAAGGUCAACGGCCGCGGCCGCCGCGUCCGGAUGCCCGCCCUCUGCGCCGCCCGCGUCUUCCAGCUCACUCGAGAACUCGGCCACCGCACCGACGGAGAGACCAUCGAGUGGCUCCUCCGCCAGGCCGAGCCUUCCAUCAUCGCCGCCACGGGCACCGGCACCCACCCCGCCGAGGCCAUCUCCACCUCCUCCGGCCCCCUCCUUCAUGUACCCCCACCUCCGCCUAGCUGCCAGCCGCCGCCGAUGGAGUUCAAAUUUAUACCUCACGGAUACGGACACAUGCCAUUCACGGCACUGCUACUUGAGCCGCCUACGGAGGAAAAAGAAAAGCCCACCGAGUUAGGCCGUGACUAGUAUGUCUACGGAAGUCGGAAGUAAUUACCCAUUAAUUGUCUAUUUCUACUUACUACUUACUACUACAACAUUAGUUUAGAAAUAAUCAGGCUAAUCAAGUUCACAACUUAGGUGAAAAUGCCUUCAACUCGUUGGGAGUUAGGCCUUUUGUGUAAUUUUGAUGCAAAAAUGAUGGUGUUUUGAAAUCACUGUACAAUUGACCUCACCCUACAAACUCAAAUGCACAACUGCACAAGAUGAUCGCAGCA
Molecule: messenger RNA, 940 nt
Organism: Salvia hispanica
Lineage: Eukaryota; Viridiplantae; Streptophyta; Magnoliopsida; Lamiales; Lamiaceae
Product: transcription factor TCP11-like
Cellular component (GO): nucleus
Molecular function (GO): sequence-specific DNA binding; DNA-binding transcription factor activity
Source: RefSeq, a predicted model, not a curated record